AUGCAACCGCUCGACGGCCCAAUUUGCAUCGUUGGGGUUGUGUUAUACUCGAAGGUUUGGCGCGCGUUUGACCGCGGGCUCUACCAAUUCUUCAAGCGCUACAUCUUCAUCCCAAUCUGCGCGCCCAGCUUCUCGCUGCCGCGCAAGAUUUGCGGAGUGCUGGUGUCGUUCGGAUUCGUGCUACUGUGGCACGGGUUCUACCAUCAUAAUUACGUGUGGAUUGGACUGAACGUCGUCGCACUGUUUAUCGAAAUGUCGAGCAAGGCCUUCUACGGGAUUGAGGGUGUGAAAAUGUGGCGUGAGAAGAAUAUUUCGGACGUUAAUUUUAGACGCAUCCUUGGCAUCCUCCAAAUCGUCCCCUACGCCUUUGGGUUGUACUCAAAUUUCUACUUUUUGGGCGGAUCAGAGGUCGGCCAACUCUUCGUGCGGCGCAUUUUCGAGGAAGAGACCGUAACGCUGCGAUGGCCCUUCUUUUUGCUGAUAUUCCUUGGGUACUUCUACGUGCAAACAACAAUGGAGGUCGACCGGAAAAAGGCGCUGGCGCUGAAGGAAAAGGAAAAGCCAAAAGCCGCA
Mesorhabditis spiculigera is the source of this 573-nucleotide messenger RNA. Lineage: Eukaryota; Metazoa; Nematoda; Chromadorea; Rhabditida; Rhabditidae. The record is from the annotation of a GenBank genome assembly.